UUCAGUCGCCGCUCCGACAUCCUGCUCGCAACACGUCUGCGGCCGGUCCCCGUUUUGACCCGAACCUGUCCACGUUUUACCCGGGGUCUCUUCAUCGUUUACGGUUUCUGUCAUGCCGUGGCAGAUGCGACGGAGCCGGAGCACGGCUUUUUUCGGCGCCAGCUAGACCCACGUGUUCACCCUACACGAUUCGGAUGAACGUGAGAAGAUUUCGCGGAUGGACCGAAGGGGAAUUCUAAAAUAGGCUGACAUGUUCGCUCGACUUGCUCUCUGGUCGGAAGCUUCUGGACAGUCUUCACGGGAUUCGAAAAUAUGCAGCCGUCGGAAUUAAGGAAAAUAAUCGACGUCUGAGCAGAACUUAUGCUCAGCGUCGAGGGAAGUAACAAUGGGAUCGUGCAAAGAAUACCCAACAAUUACGCUAAUCACUGCAUUCAAAUUAUCAAAGAAGACGAGGAACGUUAGAAAGACGACGAUGAACCCAAACGGAGGUCCAGGGGCCCCGGAAGAGUCUCAAUGGAAGAGGUGACGUAUCACCCAGUGAUGCGUAAACGACGUGGACUGGCCAGCGCCAUUUUGGGCCUGAUAGUUGGCCUUCUCCUGGGUUUUCUCAUCCAAAGUUACCGAAUACUUUCGUCGAGUCAUCAUCAGAGGUUCAACAUGUACGCAACCUCCAUGCCUGGUCCACUGAUCAAACCGUCGGCCCGAAAUGUUCCAAAGUUAAACGACGACGAGCAGAUAAACAGUUCCUCGAGUAGUCUGGUGUUCGUCGGCGUUAUGACUGCUAGCAAGUACCUUGAUACGCGAGCCAAAGCCGUCUACGAGACCUGGGGCAAGGAACUACCGGGUAAAAUCGCUUUCUUCUCAUCGGAAAGUUCCGUGGUACCGGAGAAUUGUCCCGAUCUGCCUUUGGUACCGUUGCCGCGAGUCGACGACACGUAUCCGCCUCAGAAGAAAUCGUUCAUGAUGCUGCAGUACAUGUGGAACUAUUAUGGUGAUCGUUUCGAGUGGUUCCUCAGGGCGGACGAUGACGUUUACGUGAGGACGGAUCGUUUGGAGAAAUUGUUACGAUCGGUGGAUUCCAGAAGAGCCAUGUAUAUCGGCCAAGCAGGCAGAGGGAACUCGGAAGAAUUCGGUCUGCUGUCGUUGGAAUACGAUGAGAAUUUUUGUAUGGGCGGGCCUGGUGUUAUUCUGUCCAGGGAAACGUUGAGAAGAAUCGUACCGCACAUCAAGUACUGUUUAAGGCACUUGUACACCACUCACGAAGACGUCGAAUUGGGAAGGUGCGUGCAGAAGUACGCUGGUAUACCUUGUACCUGGAGCUACGAGAUGCAGUCGAUUCUUUAUCACAACAGCAGCGGGGCGCAAGCAUUCACCGGAAACCUGAAGAAAAAAGAAGUCCAUCGUGCUAUUACGUUGCAUCCUGUUAAAAGCCCGCCACACAUGUACAGGCUGCACAAUUACAUGAGGGCUCUCCAGAUACAAAAUCUGCAGCAGGAGAGAUUGAACCUUCACAGGGAUAUCUACGCUAUGGCCAAGCAAUUGGAGAUGAGCGUGGAAAAUUUAAGAAAUUUCGAGAUAGCCAAAGGUGUUCCUCUGUUUCCUGUGAAUCCUUACUCGAAAGAAUAUCCAGGCGACACGGAGAUAUUAGGUGUUCCGGCAGGACUUCGUUCGUUCAAGCCAACGACCGCCGACGAGGUGAUCCCUUGGGAUUUUCUUUCGAGGUCCGAGUACAGUUUAGCCGAUUCAAAUCCGAGGAGAAGAAUUCACAGUGACAUUAAAGAAGGCCUCGAGGACAUCACCAGGGAAGUGAUGGCUUCGAUAAAUGCUUGCUCACGACAACGCGGCAGAGUCGUCGAGGAAAGGUCAACCCUAUACGGAUAUAGAAGAGUGGAUUCUUAUGGUGCCGACACGAUACUGGAUCUUUUGUUGGUCUACCGGAAGUACAGAGGUAGAAAGGUCACUUUACCCGUUAGAAGACACGUGUAUCUUCAUCAACAUUUCACAGGACUGGAAAUACGAGAAACGGUGAACGGGGAGGAAGUUGACGAGUCACGAAGAAAGCAACGAAACGACAAAUCCUUGCAAAGUAUAUUCAGUGGUGGCUUCCUGAACCUGAAUUUCAACUUCGAAGAAGAAGAUCCUGUAAACGGCAAGGUUAUCCAUUUUAUUCUACCUCUGUCAGGGAGAUACGAGGUUUUCCAAAGGUUCCUACAAAACUACGAAGAGAUCUGCUUGACGAGUGGUCAGAAGACCACUCUGUUCGUGGUUCUGUAUCAACACAAGACCGAGAACUCGUUUAAUCGAACGAUAGAUCUGAUCGAACAAAUGAGAUACAAGUAUCGUAGUGCCAGUAUUGAUGUUAUACCCAUCUCUGGCACAUUCUCCAGAGCGAAGGCUCUGAAUUUCGGUGUCUCGAGAUUGAAGAACGACGAUUUGAUGCUCUUCAUCGACGUCGAUAUCGUGUUCAACGAAGCAGCGCUUUAUAGAAUACGGGCGAACACUAUUUUCGGUAAGCAAGUGUAUUUCCCGGUUGUGUUCAGUCAGUACGAUCCAAAGAUCGUCUACAGACAAGAGAAAACACGACAGGAUACGUUUUCGGUGAACGAAGUGACCGGUUAUUGGAGACAAUUCGGAUUUGGUAUCGUUUCCUUGUACAAACAGGAGUAUAAAACCGUGGGUGGUUUUGAUCUGUCCAUUCAAGGAUGGGGUAAAGAGGAUGUGGAUUUCUUCGAGAAAUUGAUCAGAUCUAAUAUCAAAAUCUUUAGAGCAGCAGAUAAGGAUCUGAUCCAUGUUUAUCAUGAUAUAGAGUGCAGCAAAGAUCUCUCUGGAACGCAGUUCUCCAUGUGUAUGGGGACCAAAGCUGACACUUAUGGAGGUGUAGAGACUCUGGCUGAAAUUAUUUACCAAAAUCCAGAUAUAUUGCAAUUUGCCAAAGCUAGGAGAGCGAACCUGACUAACGCAGCCGGUUGAAUGGUAAUACGAGGCUGGUAACGAUUAUCUCUUGGUUGUUAUACCCAUAAAUAAAAAUAAGGAAACUUUUUAUUGAAAACUCAGAGGAGGUUGAAAAUUGAAGUAUAAUUAAGCAGAAGUAGACAAUUGGUAUUUGUAGUAAAGAUAGGCAAUAUGCACUUUGCCGGUCAACGUGUCCACAAUUCGCUUCCAUUGUAUACACGCUCCAAUUCAUGAAAGAAAUCAAUAUUUACGACCAGGUGUUUAUAAAUUUGGACAAUUUGUCGGCUUAUGGGUGAAAGCGUAAUGAGAUACAUAAUAAGAAAGAAAAGGAGAUAUACAGGGUCAUAACUCCGUUAUUAGUGCAUUGACGGAAAAAUGGUAAAGGAAGAAGAUAAAUUGUUCUCAGAGCUCUAAAUCUGUAGGCCCUUAGAUUUUUGUAAAUGUUAACAGUGCACGUGUAAUUAACAAUUUCAUCAUUUCUUUAAAUGGAAAUGCAUAUUUUUGUUUAUACAGAUCGAUUCCCCUGUUAAUUCUGGGUGAAAAAGUAUACAUAUACUAUGGUACGAAAAUGAGUAGUUUUCGAGAUAUUCACGAAAGACGGUUUUAUAUUUACAACUUUAAAUAGCUCUCUUUCCUGUAAUUUUUGUCUCUCAACUCUCUCUCCGGGAUCUUCUUACUUCUCUCUUUUCACCCUUGAUUUCUACUUUUUUUUUUUUUUUGUUUUUUUUUUAGCCAGCGGGUGGCGUUGGUCACAGCUCGCCUGAGGCGAAGUUUGGUGGGGGUGGUGCUGCUGGUAGGGAGGAGCCUGCUUGGCUAUGUUUUCCUGGUUUAGAUUUAAAAAAUUUUGCGGCCCACAAAUUUGGUGCUCUUGGAACCAUUUAUCUUGCUGCUUUACCAUUUUACCGUCAAUGCACUAAUAACGGAGUAUACCUCUGUAUAUCUCCUUUUCUUUCUUAUUAUGUAUCUCAUUACAAAUUCUGUACUUCAUUACAUUAAACAGCGUUCGGUUCACCUGUAGUAUUACCUUAUCAUUGAAAGGGUUAAAGAAAGUACUGAUAGCGAUUAGUGAACCAAUCAUUUUGCGCAUUGUGCGUACGGGUCUACUAGUAAUUUGUAAAUAGUCGGUGUAAUUAUGCUUUCUUCGACACAGAAAUCUGUGCUGGAAUGGUAUUUAAAAUCGAACUCACCAAAGUCUUUGCCGGUCUAAGAAUUAAUUAAACGUGAUCAUCAUUUACCAUCGAGUGUAAGCCCGAGAUUUAUUUGAAACCAUAUUCGAUGAAACGAACAUUCAAUUUUUAGAUUCGUCCGUGUUAGAGAUUAUUUUAUCUACGUAUGAAUAUAUUACGUUAAAAAUAGCGGGGGAAUGUUUGUAUAUUUUCGAUUGAUACGCGGAGUAUUAAUUACGUGGGUGUGUCUCUUUGUUCCUUUAUGUAUUUGCUUUUUAGUAGAAAAGAAAAAUCACUAAGCCAUUUUAUACAAUUGUAUAAUACUCUGUUUAUUGAUUCAGAAAUUUUGGCAUUAUUUACCUUCUUGGUCUGUAAUAACGUGUCAGACAUAGAUUUUAUCUUUGCCAGAAGAACAUAGUGGCAUUUCUUUUUUAUAUAAAUUUGUUUUUUUUAUAUAAAUUUUUUAUAUAAAUUUCGUCACUUCAAAAAUGAAUAUGCGAAUAGAAUAAUAGUCUGAGAAAGGAAAAAGUGAAUGAAUAACUUAAGACAUGAAUACUCCUCGAAAACCUUAGUGUUAUAUUAUGCAAGGUAUUCCAUAUUAAUGUAUCGUCCUUUUUUUUACGUAAAUAUAUUCUUUGGAAUAUUCUGCAAAGAUUUCAAUACCUUUGUCCCCAGAAUAUUUAAAAGAACUGGUAAGAAAGAAAAUGCAAUUUUUAAUUUGUAAGUGAAAUUUUUGAAAAUAUGAUUAAAAUGGGGUACCUUGUAUACGAAUGAUUUCUGUAAGUACAUGUGAUAUUAUCGUGCCUUGUAUAGACUUUUAAUUGUGAAUUUUACGUACUGCCUACUUUAUCGCAUUUGUACCUAUACGCGGAUCAAUUGUAAGAAAAAUCUAGCGAUGCAAGUCGCACAACUUGCAUAAUCAUUUAUGCAAUUCGUUUGCCAAGAUGCUUCGACAUUUUCAUCGGAUUCCGAAUAAAAUUUCUCUAUUAAAUAA
This is a messenger RNA of Osmia lignaria (orchard mason bee), 5112 nucleotides long. RefSeq names its product Chondroitin sulfate synthase (gene Chsy). The record is from RefSeq and is a predicted model, not a curated record. Lineage: Eukaryota; Metazoa; Arthropoda; Insecta; Hymenoptera; Megachilidae. Gene Ontology annotation, cellular component: Golgi cisterna membrane. Gene Ontology annotation, molecular function: glucuronosyl-N-acetylgalactosaminyl-proteoglycan 4-beta-N-acetylgalactosaminyltransferase activity.